AUGUCGAACGAUGACGACAUCAUGAACAUGGGCGCGUGGGCAAUUGAGAAUGGGGCGUUUCUCUACAUCAAGAGGCCAACGAAGCCCGAAAUGCUAAGAUACCUAUGGCAGCACGUGGCGAGGGAGACCAGGCGCGUGCUGACGAGAGAGAGUGAAAGGCCGAUGGCAGCCAGCUAUGCCACGCCUCAAUGUGGCGUUGGGUUUGGGGAAAUUGAAAACCCUAGCAACUUGUUCGCCAUUGAUAAAGGGAAGAAUAAAAUGAACUAUUACUAUAACGAAAAAUAUGUUGAAAAGGAGUACAACUUCGAUAAUAAUAUGAAGAGAAAGAUAUGUAUCCGUUGGACUGAUGAGCUACACCAGAAAUUUGUUGAUGCUGUAGAACAACUAGGGAAGGGAAAUAUCUAUCCAAAGGAGAUAUUGGAGAAGAUGAAUGUGUCUAGACUAGCAAAUUAA
Salvia hispanica is the source of this 453-nucleotide messenger RNA. Its product is annotated as putative two-component response regulator-like APRR4. NCBI's taxonomy places the organism in Eukaryota, Viridiplantae, Streptophyta, Magnoliopsida, Lamiales, Lamiaceae. The record is from RefSeq and is a predicted model, not a curated record. Gene Ontology annotation, cellular component: nucleus. Gene Ontology annotation, molecular function: DNA-binding transcription factor activity; DNA binding. Gene Ontology annotation, biological process: regulation of DNA-templated transcription.